Molecule: messenger RNA, 1977 nt
Organism: Chionomys nivalis (European snow vole)
Lineage: Eukaryota; Metazoa; Chordata; Mammalia; Rodentia; Cricetidae
Product: adhesion G-protein coupled receptor F2-like
Exons: 5
Coding region: 1-1977 (658 amino acids)
Biological process (GO): cell surface receptor signaling pathway; G protein-coupled receptor signaling pathway
Cellular component (GO): membrane
Molecular function (GO): G protein-coupled receptor activity
Source: RefSeq, a predicted model, not a curated record
AUGACCCCUGCCCUUUGGUUGUACGGUUUGGUGCUUCUUCUGCCUACAGAAUCCUGCAGGAUAUUAUGCCAGGCCACCAGCAAAAGCAAGGACACGGUGAUGUCCAGGCCACAUGGUGUGUGUGAGGGUGUCUGUAAGGACAGUGAUGGCCCCUGCUUUCAAUCUUGCCCUCCAAAAAGUGAGGGCAGCAUGAAAUUUGCCUGUAAGGCCAAGAAAUGGCACAAAGUUACUGAAACCUGCCACACUCUGAAUGCCAUGAACAUGUUUGAGGAGGAUGAGGAAUUAUAUUCAGUUCAGUCCACUGAAUCGACUAUACUUCUACAUGAUGAUUCACGUAGAAAAUCUCAGACUAUAACGGAUAUGCUGAUGGCAAAGUGUCCCAAGGAUUUAUCUUGCAUCAUCAGAAGCAUUCAGAAGUCUCCCCAGAUGCCAGGGAACAUUGCUAUGGUGGUAGAUCUCUUACACAACAUCUCCACAGUCCUAACCAGAGAGGUCAACGAGGAAAAGAUGCGGAGUUACAGCGCCAUGGCUAACCAUAUUCUUAAUAGCACAAGCAUAUCAAAUUGGACCUUCAUCCAAGACAGAAACAGCAGCUGUGUCUUGCUCCAAUCAAUCAAUUCAUUUGCAAGCAAGCUAUUUGUGAAGGACCAUCUCAUCAACAUAUCACAUGUCUUCAUUCAUACCCUGGGCACCAUCAUGUCCAGGGACAGCCGCGGGAGGAAUUUCACUUUCUCAAUGAGAAUUAAUGACUCGAGUGAUGAAGUCACUGGGAGGGUACUUCUCACAACUGAAGACCUGCAGAAGGUUCCUUCUCCUUCCCAGGUCAUCAGCAUCGCCUUCCCUACUCUCGGGGCCAUCCUGGAAGCCAGUCUUUUGGAAAACAUGACCGUGAAUGGGCUUGUUCUGUCUGUCAUUUUGCCUAAGGAGCUUAAAAAUAUCUCAUUGAUGUUUGAAAAGAUCAGCAAGGCAGAGGGGAGGAAGUCCCAGUGUGUGGGCUGGCAUUCCCUGGAGAGCAGAUGGGACCAGAAAGUUUGUAAGCUGAUUCAAGAAAAUUCCCAGCAGGCUGUUUGCAGGUGUUGGCCAAACAAGUCGUUUUCUUCCUUCUCCAUUCUCAUGUCACCCGAUACCUUGGAGAACCCGGUUCUAAUUUAUAUCACGUACAUAGGCCUGGGCAUUUCCAUCUGCAGCUUGAUCAUCUGCCUGUUCAUUGAGGCCUUAGUCUGGAGUCAAGUGACAAAAACAGAGAUCUCAUAUUUGCGUCACCUGUGUAUUGCUAACAUUGCAGCCACCUUGCUGAUGGCUGAUGUGUGGUUCAUUGUGGCUUCCUUCCUCAGUGGCCCAAUAUCCCACUACAAUGGAUGUGUGGCUGCAACCUUUUUUGUUCAUUUCUUUUAUCUGGCUGUGUUUUUCUGGAUGCUCGCCAAGGCUCUCCUUAUCCUCUAUGGAAUUCUGAUCGUGUUCCAUACACUGCCCAAGUCAUUCUUGGUGGCCUCUCUCUUUUCAGUGGGCUAUGGCUGCCCUUUGGUGAUUGCUGUUACCACACUUGCUGUCACAGAGCCUGGAAGAGGCUACCUUCGUCCUGAGGCCUGCUGGCUUAACUGGGACAUGACCAAGGCUCUCCUAGCCUUUGUGGUCCCAGCUCUGGCCAUCGUAGUGGUAAACCUGAUUACAGUCACACUGGUUAUCAUCAAGACCCAGAGGGCUGCCAUUGGCAGUUCCAUGUUCCAGGAAGUAAGAGCCAUCGUGAGGAUCUGUAAGAACAUCGCCAUCCUCACGCCACUGCUGGGGCUGACCUGGGGAUUUGGAAUAGGCACAGUCAUCAGGGGUCACUCUCUGGUCUUCCACAUUAUCUUCUCCUUACUCAAUGCAUUACAGGUAAGUCCAGAUGCUAUGGUAGAAUCUGAAGUGGGAUGGUCUGUGAAGCUGUUUUGUGAUCAGGAGCCCAUGGCACCAUGUCUUCCAUGCAGAAGACGAUGA